UUCUGUAGGCCUAGACAAAAGCCAUUCUACAAACGUUAACGACUAUCGCUAAAAAAAAUUUGUUUGGAUUUGACAUUUGGUUACGACAGCUAGCGAAAACGAAAAAAGAAUGAUAGCCAAAAGCCGGAAUUCUUAUCGUUAAACGAAACGUCCAACUUUCUACAGCGUCAUACGACUAUUUUCAAUAGAAAGGGUAGCCAACAUCCAAAUUUGACAUUCGAUAUCGCUGCGUGGCGUUAGAAUUUGAACGAUAACCGAGCGUAUGUCAUUACCUUGUAGAAAGGGUUGAUAUAAGUGUCAAAGUACUCAAAGUUUCUUUUGCAGUGCAAAUUAUUGUAUUCUCGUGCAAAUACCUAAUAAGUAGAUCUUGCAGUUUUGUGAUACGCCGCCGGUUGUUUGUUUUAAUUAUGCUGGCACUCCGUAUGUUGUGGGCUGCUCAUAAUGAGGAAGUCUGGCGAAGACGCCAACUAAGACAAAGAAAUCGCAGGCGUCUCGAAAACAUUGAUGAGAUGCCGGAUGUUUCCUUUCAAGAAAGGUUUCGCCUGGACAAACCAACGUUCAGAGAACUUUGUGGAGACCUAAGGGCUCGUACAAAUCUGCGUGGUACAAAUGCCAUUCCCAUUGAAGUUAAGAUAUUAUGUGCCCUAAGUUUUCUGGCUACAGGGUCCUACCAGAGAAUUGUUGGUGUCACCCAGCAUCUGCCACAGCGCACAGCCAGUAGAUGCAUCCGGCAAGUUGUUGAGGCACUGAACCACCCCAGUAUCACAAACAAGUGGAUAGUGUUCCCGCUAACACGACAAGAAAGAGUGAAAAUAAAACAAGAAUUCCAAAUGAAGUUUCGUUUGCCUGGAGUCAUUGGCUGUAUUGACUGCACUCAUGUGGCCAUUGUAAAGCCAAGUCAUGAGGAACACCUUUUUUUUAACAGAAAAGGGUAUCAUUCUUUAAAUGUACAAAUGAUCUGUGACAGCAAUUUAAAAAUAAUGAAUGUAAAUUCAAAGUUUGGUGGAGCAACACAUGACUCGCACAUAUGGGCUGCAGGUCAAGCAGAACCAUACAUGCGUGAAUUGCUUAGAAAUGGAGAACAAGUUUGGCUAUUAGGUGACUCCGGAUAUGCCCAGAGAGCCUGGCUCAUGACGCCUAUACUCAAUGCUGCAGAAGGUUCGCGAGAAGCGGAAUACACAAGGCGGCACAUCCAAGCGAGAAAUUGCAUAGAAAGAUGCUUUGGUGUCCUUAAAUCACGGUGGAGAUGUUUACUACGUGAUAGAACGCUCCAUUAUCACCCUUAUGUCGCCAGCAGAAUCACAACUGCAUGUGCUGUACUGCACAAUAUUGCAUUACAUGCCCGCAUGCCCGAACCUGACGAGCUUCCACCAGCCAACGAUGAUGAUUUUGUGCAAAUAAAUAAUAUUCAAAAUCAUAAUGAUUUAAUCCAGGGCAGAGCCAUGCUAAAUAUUUUAGUUAAUAGAUUGUAGUUUGUUAAACAUUAUGA
Molecule: messenger RNA, 1489 nt
Organism: Plutella xylostella (diamondback moth)
Lineage: Eukaryota; Metazoa; Arthropoda; Insecta; Lepidoptera; Plutellidae
Source: RefSeq, a predicted model, not a curated record